Messenger RNA from Fusarium odoratissimum NRRL 54006, 123 nucleotides. RefSeq lists its product as uncharacterized. The record is from RefSeq and is a predicted model, not a curated record. Bases 1 to 123 code for a protein of 40 amino acids. NCBI's taxonomy places the organism in Eukaryota, Fungi, Ascomycota, Sordariomycetes, Hypocreales, Nectriaceae. The transcript has a single exon.
AUGGAGGACGAACGAGGCUAUCGGACCGGCCAGGGAGGCUGCAAAGGUCACAAGGCCUGGGCACCUGAUGCCCGCCUCGAACCAGCGCCCUUGAAAUUGGAAGCCAUCACCCUUGGAUUCUAA